Puntigrus tetrazona (Sumatra barb) is the source of this 9501-nucleotide messenger RNA. It is a transcript of the gene magixa, whose product is annotated as MAGI family member, X-linked a. Gene Ontology annotation, biological process: signal transduction. Gene Ontology annotation, molecular function: protein binding. Gene Ontology annotation, cellular component: cytoplasm. Bases 356 to 4237 code for a protein of 1293 amino acids. The transcript is spliced from 17 exons. The record is from RefSeq and is a predicted model, not a curated record. NCBI's taxonomy places the organism in Eukaryota, Metazoa, Chordata, Actinopteri, Cypriniformes, Cyprinidae.
CUCUCCUCCCCUCCGCUUGGCUGCCUUAUCAUCGCUUCCUUAUUGCCAAACCUGCAAAGACAGGGCUGUACUGAAUGCAGCGUAAUUUUGACCCAUGUUCCAUUAGCUGAGCGGCCCUGAGGGCACGAGGCUUCCGCGCGGGACUGUAAUGCUACACUGUCCUCCCUCUCCGGCCACUUCAUCCUCAGCAGCGCAGAGCUAUGGACCUCAAACCGUAGUGCUCUUCCAACACAGCGUAUCUGCAGUCACCUGCGACUCCAAUAGGCAAUCAAUAUUGAUAGAGUAUUGUUAAGGAUUACAGCCAUAAGGCGGUACGUCGCGGGGGGGAAGGCUGGAAUUAUGAAGCGCGGUCAACAUGUCUAAGGCCACUGUUAAGAAGCUGCACUGGCGCUCGAAAGUGCAGGAGAGCUUCGUCCCACUGGGCGGAGCCUCGGGGGAGCUUGGUGUGGCCAUUGGAGGUGGUGCAGAUUAUGGAGAAUUCCCAUUUGUUACAGCAGCACCUGGGGGUGGAGCCACUGUUGGUGACAUCAUUUUAGAGAUCGGCGGUACACCUGUCCUGGGAUUGACCUUGGGAGAUGUGAGAGGGGUUCUGAACUCAUGUCCACAUCCAAUUCGGAUCAAAACCGUUUCACCAGGCUCGACUCUCUGCAAGGAUCUGAGACUUUACCUGAGCAAGUGUUUUACACCCGGAUCCAUGGACAGCCAACUCCAACAGGUCAUACGAGAGAACCUCUACCUGCGCGCCGUGCCCUGUACGACCAGGCAACCACGGGAUGGAGAGAUCUCAGGGGUGGAUUAUAACUUUGUGUCUAUCGAGGAAUUCUUCUCCCUGGAAGAGUCUGGAGCCCUGCUGGAAAGUGGGAAGUUCAAAGGGAACUAUUAUGGCACACCUCGGCCAGUCCACAUCGGUCCUGACAGCCCCCCCAUUACAUACCAGGAACACCGAAAUCUCCUGAGGAACUUCCGUACCCGUAGCAAAUCACUCAGCAACCUGGAAAAGGCGGUGGAGGAAGGAGACAACAGUGAGGAAGACUCUGGUCUUUCAGCGGGGUCUGCAGGAGCCAGCAGUGCCCCUCCCACCACCAUUGUCUCACCUAAUCAGACUUGGGAUUCAAGCGGUGGGCGGGAUGGAGGGGUUGCCAUGGAGAACGGAGCACGUGGAGGGGCAUUGCCUGAAAACUGGGAGCUGGCGUUCAGUGACACGGGUGAACCCUAUUACAUCAACCAUAACUCAAAGACCACAAGCUGGCUGGACCCAAGGACUCAGGGCAAAGAGAUUGUCAGCAAGACAGAGUUACCUGCAUUCACAGACCAACCAUCUGAACUGAAGGGCUAUUCCAUACACACCCGCCUGUCGAAAGGGCCUCGUGGGUUUGGCUUUAACAUAGUGGGUGGCAGCAGACCUCGAGAGUUCCUGCAGGUGUACAGCGUCACCCCUGGAGGCCCGUCUGCACUCAAAACAGCGGACAUCCUAGUGUACAUCAAUGACUCAUGUGUGCUGGGUCUGUCCCAUAAAGAGGUAGUGGAAAUGCUGAAAUCCGUCCCCAUGGGUCACAGUGUGGACGUGGUUCUGCGUCGAGGUUAUCCAAUGCUCUACAACCCUGAUGGCUGUCCCAAAACCAGCCUCUCCUCCACUUCUGACCCAACAGGCACCAACCCUACGGCCCCUGGAUCUGCUCCAUCCCAGGUCCAACAUCCUGAUGGACACCAGCCUGGCUUGGUGAACUUAAACCGCUCCAUGUCCCACCACAACAACUUUUACCCCCGCAUGCAGAAAGAGUCUUUGGAUGCUAAUGGAAACACAGCACCCCAGCUUUCAUACGCGAUGGCCAAUGGAAAUGGAGUGGGAGGGACUAUAGGGAUGGGGGUGGUGAAUUCUUCAAAUGCCCCUCCUCCAUCAGAGCGGAUGAGCUCCAGUCAUAGCGAUACGGAGGUCUGCUCUGUUGUCACGCGCAGAGCUUCUCUUGUCCGAAGCUACAACAACAACACUCUUCCAGCUCCUUCUCACGUCCAUCACAGUUCUAAGUCUUCCGAGAGCGAUCUCUCCUCUGCUGCGCUCCCGCUGCCCCAGCCUGAGGUGGGUCCUACCGUCCCGCCUGGAGCGCCCAACACUCAGCGGCCUCCAAUGCCCCAAACAUCUCUUGCUGUUGCACCCCCAACCGAGCACCCACCCUGUGGUUUCAAUGGGUGUCCAGCCAACAAUCCCCCGCGACCUCUUCCGGGUGGCCUUGGGUCCCCCGGAGCCCCAGGUGGGGUAGGCUGCGGGGGAGGUGGUGAGCUGGUACCUGUGGCCUUGGGCAGGAGUGAGGGAGGGGGUAUGGGUUUCAGUGUGACGGCUGGGGGGCAGGGAGGGCAGCUGGCGGUGGUGAAGAGAGUUUGGGACAGAAGACAGUGCCACUCCCUACAGCCAGGGGACGCCAUUAUUAAAAUCAAUGGCGCUGAUGUGCAGAGUCUCAGUUUCGCACAGGUGCAGCGAGUGCUGCAAGAACAUACCAAACAGGGUGAGGUGGUCUUACUGGUUUACAGAGGAGGUUCUCUUUGUUCCCCAGGCUCCCCGAAUGCCUAUAAGAGACCUCCUCCCUCCCUGGGCACCCCUGAUCUGACCUCGCCCUCCUCCGAUGGUGCUGUGCCCAGCCAGAGCACCCUCUCUCCCUCCUCGCCCUGCGCUGAUCUCCCCAAUCUGGUCCAAAGCACCAGCUUCCUGGACUCAGUGCCUGUGACCCUGACCCUAGAGCCCCGGGACUGGAUAGGAGUUGAGGACGGACCUGCUCAGUGGAGCCGUACUGCUCCCUCUAAUCUCGGCGCAGUAUCCAAAAGCCAUGUAGAUACAAGGGGAGCUAUUUCUUCCAGAGCAAUGGAGGUGGAGUUGAGACGGAGACCAGGAGAAGGAUUUGGGUUUGUCAUCGCAUCCCAAGACGUAAUGAAUGGAACCUCGUCUCUAGUGUCUCACCGGUUUGUGACGGUGCGGCGGGGGAGCCCAGCAGCACGCAGUGGUCAGAUCCAGCCGGGGGAUCAGCUGGAGGCGGUGGAGGGCAGAUCAGUGGUCACACUGCCUCACAGGGACCUCGCACAGAUACUGCGCAGAGCCGGCAACACACUCAGACUCACCAUUAUACCACGCUCUCACACUAACAAUAAUCUACCUGAGUACCCAGACUUUGAUGCUGAGAGUCGGUUAAGAAAAGGGCAUCGGGCUAAGCAAAAGGAUUCCCAGUAUUACAGUGUUGAUCUUGAGAGGGGUCCAACAGGGUUUGGUUUUAGCUUGCGAGGUGGAAGCGAGUAUAAUAUGGGUCUGUACGUUCUCGGUCUGAUGGAGGGUGGACCGGCCUCACGCAGUCAGAAAAUGCAGGUGAGCGAUCAGCUCGUGGAGAUUAACGGAGACAGCACAGCUGGGAUGACACACAGCCAGGCCGUGGAGCAGAUCCGAAAGGGAGGAGCCCGGAUACAUCUCAUACUGAAGAAAGGCAAUGGAUACGUAGCGGAUUAUGACCAUGAAGCUGGAGCCGUUUCCCCCUCCUCCCUCUUUUCCGAGGAGGCUACAGUGGAUCGCUCUCUUUCGAGGAGCAGCAGAUGGGUGGAUGACAGCGGACAAGAGAGGAGAGAGAGGAGGGGGAAGGAAAGGAGGGAAUCAGGAGGAAGGAGCAGAGGAAGAGAAGCAGAGGAAGGCAGCUCCCGGUCAGCAGGAAGAAGGAGAGAGCAACAGAUGCGUUCACGGAGUUUACCCGGCACUUUGAGGAGUCGAGAGGGGCCACGGAGAGAAGAGAAAGUGGACGACACGCGAGGAGAAGGAAAGGGAGAAGAGGAACGACGACGAGGAAGGCAAAAAAGUAAUAGCGUUGGAGAGAGAAGAAGAAAAGUGAAGGAUGCGAGUUCAGAGAGAGAGAACGGUCUCCAAACAGACAGAGAGAAUGAGAGAGGGAGCGUGAGAAAAGAAAAGAGGGAUCACAACAGAACCAGCACAACAGAGGUCACACAGCGCACACCUUUCUCCUUCCUCAUGCCUUUGGAAAAUGACGAUGAUGCCGAAUCCGUCCACAGCUUCUCUGAAGUCAGCGUGUCUGCAGCCAGCAUAGCAUUCUCGGGGACUCAGUGGCCCCUGGACGCCAUCAGCCCUCUGCAGGCUCCUGGAUCUCCGACAACAUCCCCGGGACCCUGGCUAGUCCCCAGCCCUCACAAACUCUCUCAGGUUUUAGAGGGGAAAAUGCUGAGCCAAAAUAAGGGAGGACUGUGGUCCUAAUGCUAUUUCCUUUAAAGGGAUAGUUCACCUAAAAACCUAACCUCAUGACAUUCCAAUUCAGUAUGACUAUUUAGAGGAAUUUACUUAAUAGUUACACUUCUUAAUGUGAAUGAAUGGGUACUGAAGCUUUUAAGAUUCAAAAUAAGAUGCAAAAUAUAUGACUCGUAUACUAUAUUCCAAGUCUUGUGAAGUCAUAUUAUAGCUGUGUGCGAGAAACACACAAACUGGUUUAGGCCAAUUCUUUUUUUUUUUUGCGAAUCUAAUCAAUUGAUUAAAAAAAAGAAUGAUUUAUGCAUCUUUGCUCAUUUUAUCAUAAACACUGCAAAGAGAGCUAGAGCAGAUUUCAGUGCUGUCCUGUUCAUGAAAUUGCGCUGUUGAAAAUCAGUUACUUUACUAGAAAUCCACACCAUCUGGAAUUUAAUGGGAGCCCGAAAGAUUUCGCUAUGCUUAUUUUCCAUCGACCUUAGUCAAGUUGCAGCACUGAUCACCAGAAACCUGCUCGGGUUUGAAAGUGAAUUUUGUGUCAGCCGUGUUUACACAAUUCUACACUAUUUAAAAUAUACAACAGACCUUUUUUUGCAUGCAAAAUUUACACUAAUGUUAUUAUGUGAAUGCACAUUAAAACCAUAGCCUUUUAAAAUUUCUCCUUUUUGUGUUUGAAGAAAGAAAAUAGUCAUACAGGUUUGGAAUGACUUGAGUGUUAUUAAACUACAAAUAUUAGCUUUUUUGGAGGGGGGUGUAAACUAUCUCUUUAACUUUCUCUUCUCUGCUAUCUCUUUCACGCUUGCUCUCUCUUUCUCUCUCACUCUCUCUCUCUCUCACACACACACACACACACACACACACACACACACACAAAAACGCAGACACACAAUCUCUCUCAUCCAACCUCUCCAGCUCUGUCUCUAUAUAUGUGGUUUUCAGUACACCACCCCAUCUGUUUCUCUUCCGUCUCAAAUCCAUAUCUAUAUAGUACUAGAACUGCGGUACUGGUGUCAUCCAGAUACUGCACAAAUCUCUCACCCUGGCCAAUCACUCCUUGAUUUUAUCGCCAUCCAGUGGCCAAGGAGAGAAAAUGAGCAAAUGCUGCCAUUAAGCUGUGGCUAGCAUGACAGUAACUGCAAGGUCAGUUAGUAUGCGUCUAUGAUUCAUGAUGUCCUUCAUAGCAUGCGUCUUUUCAUAAUCAUUGACAUUUUUAUUUAGCAUAUUUUCCAUUUAUUUUCGUAAGAAUGCAACAAAAAUUCUAUUAUAAAAAGGAAAAUUUAUUUAAGACACGGUCACUCAGUCGUGCCCCUGAAGAGCUAGAUUUCUUAAAGUAAACUAGAUCGAAUAUGGAUCUUCAGGAGCAGGGCUAAGCGAUUAAAGAGAUUUUUUUAUUAGCUGCUUGCUGUUUGUGACUGGACUGUAACCCCUCCCCUGCUGUGUGCGCGGUGGUCUUGCUGUUGAAAGAGGGGGGAAGGAAGAUAACAGAACUAAAGUUUUAUUAUAAGGCCAGUGAGCCGUAUCAAACCUCUCCAGGUGCCUUCUGCUUCUUUAGCCAGUGUUUACCAAAAAAAAAAAAGAGAAACAAAUACAAGUAAAAGAACAUAAGACGUAGCAUAGUAGAAAGUGUGCAACACAAUACUGUUCUGCCUCUUUAACAUCUAUAUCUUUGCAAGACUUGGUUCACAAGUUGGGGAAAAUAUUCUGCACACGCUCUGCGAAACUUCAGCUAAGUGAGUCAAAGUGAAAGAGAGCCAUUACAAGUGCCUCAUGCGAUAUUCCUUUAUACGAGACAUAGACUUCCCUCAAGCUGAAAAUCAGGACCCAAAGUUUUGAUUUUUUUCCCAUUGUGAUACUUUUUUGCAUUUGUAUGCUUUCCGAAUCAGUAUUUCAGACCCAUUUCAUUGCCCUUAACAUUUCUGAGAAAUCGAGAAAAAAACAAAAACGAAGGCCUGAUCGGUCCUCAUUCCAAGCCCUCCACCAAUCAGCAUCGAGCAUCAUCGGAAUCUUCAUUUCAGGAGACAAAAAGGAAAAAAAAACUAAACAAAACAAAAAAAACCAAGAAGAAGAAAAAGGGCAUUUUGAUACAGGUCUUCUAUGCAUUUUGUAAGACUUACUGAUCAAAAAUUGCGGUAGGAUUUUUCUACCUAAGAUAUGAGAUUCGUAAUUUUGUGUACUGUUAAAAUACACAGGCAGGUUGGUGAAUCGAAAAUUUAAAGGAGAUCCGGUGAUAAUCAGACAUGCUGUACCACCAGCUUAUGCAUCGAUCUUUACCUCAGAACUGUCUGAGCAAUAAGUGCUAUCUCUUUCUGUUCUGUGUCAUACCAAGCUAAGCUCUAGGCAGGCUCAUCGGAAAGCUGAGUGCUAGAAAUAUGCACAGUAAAAUCAUCUGUGAUAAAUGAAUUCAAAUAAAAUGCAUCCCCGUAUACAUACAAGAUGAAAUACUAUUUUAUUGCGCCCAUCUGAAUUGAUUUAAAUAUUCUAAAGACAAUUGAAUCGGGCGGAUUUUAAAAAUACAAUCGAACAUGUUAUAAUUUAUCACUGGUGGCGUUUACUGUGCUGUAACAUAUCAAGAAAUGCUUACAUAGGAGAUCACAUGCCAGUUUCGUUACCAUUCACAGCCUGUAAGCAUUUAGCAAUUUGCAAUUGGAUCGAUCUUAAGUGUUAACACUUUAAAUCAGGGCUUCUACAUGAGUAUUACAUCUGAGGUGUCAUCUGACGUUCACUGCUCUCAGAAUCCUCAACCAGCCUGGGUAUUGAUGUUGACUUUGUACCUGAUUAUCCCAUUGGCAUCAGCACGUACUGUACAGAAACUGGGAUGAGCCUUGUAAAUGUUUAGUUUGGGUUUAUUUUUGGGAGGGGGAAGAUUUAGUCGUUGUUUUUUUUGUUUGUUUGUUUUUUCCAAAAACAUUCAAACUGUAGCAUUUCCCUUACUGUAGCAGAUCUUCUGAGAAAACAAGCUUAUUGUAUAUAAUUAUAGACAUAUCUGGACUUUUAUUUUUUUUUCCCCCCCAAUCUCACAUAUCAGAAAUAUACAGCACUGUCGAGUUAUCCUGAGACAGGUGCAGCGUUUUAAACCGAGGUGCCCACUGGCUUGACGAGAAGCUUGAUAUAUAAAAUGAUUCUUAUAAUUCAAUCUUGCAUGUCUGUAGUGAGUAUACUAGUUUUAAUAGCACUGGCCCUUACAAUGAAAUUAAACGUCCCCAUGGCAUGAUACUGUAUUCCACAGCCCAGGAGGCCAAUUGCAAUGUUUUAUACAACAUCUGUUGCCAGUUUCAAAUUAUUCAAAUCGUGGAAUCUGAUCUGACAGCUUGAUUGCCCCCUAGUGCCCACUGUGGUUUUUGCACACUCUGACCGUCUUUUUAUAUUCCUCUUCAUGACAUCUUCAACAACAUAUUAAAAGCAAGAUUUAGAGACACAAAGACCACAAUUACGUAGUCCUCAAAAAUAAGAAUUAGCAUGCCCACUGAACAUGUGUGCUCCAUAUAGGUGUCCUUGUACUGGAGACAGUUUAGACCCUUAGGUGUUCAGUAGUCAGAUGUAGUCUCAAGGUCGAGCCAUACUCUGAUAUAUGAAUACAGUGAUGCAAUGUUUUUUCUUGUUUUGUUUUUUUUUGGUUGUUUUUUUUGGUUUUUAUUAUAAUAAUGUCCGCAAGGUUCCUAUCAGUGCAAAUGUGCCAUUUAAAUGCUAAUCAAUGAUGUCAUACUCUUUCCCUCUACCGAGAGAAAUGCAGAUGGGCGCUUGGCCCUCUGAGUUUGACGCUUUUAAAAUGUCAAAUCACAAACGGAGUGUUUCAGCUUUGAAUUUUCAACUUGAAUUUGCUAUAUUGGCCUUGUAAGGAGUCAGCCAUUGUACAGAACAAGAACACUUUUAUUUGUAAAGAGGAAUGAAAAGGAGAUGUUUUUAUAUCUAUAUUCUAGAAAUAUAGGAUAGAAGGCGGCAGGGGUGUAAAGUGCUUGAGCGAUUGUACUCCGUUAUUAGAAUUAUUAUUUGAAACUGAAAAUUUGUAAGAGAAAAAGCCAUUUGAAAUUUGAAUAUGCCAUAUGAAUAUGUAUUUGGCCUUAUUGAUAUUACAUGCACUCUUAUUAUAAGACUAAUAUGACUGAAGUGAGAAAACUGUUGGCGAUGAACCGGUAAUGAUAUUGUUAACCACAGCUACUAAAAAUGUUUUUCAUCAAUAAACUGAGAUAAACUGAAAUAAAAUAAAAAAUUAGAUGAAUUAUUUACACUUGAAACUAAACAAUAAAAAUUGAAAUGUUGCAUUGACAACUAACCUAAAUAAAAUAAGCAUCUUACUAAAGUUACUUUAACUAAAACAAAUAUAAAGAAUAUAGUAAAUAAAUAAUAAUAAUUUAAUAACAAUUUAAUGAUAACUUCAGGCUGGCUUUUUUUUUUAAUUCGAACACACUGAUAAUGCUAAAUUCUGUGUAGCUUAUGCAGAAACUGAAAUGAGAAAAUCUCACUUUUUCAUUUUAUUAAAUUGCUUUCAUGUCUCGUCUAUUUCUAAAAAGACGUUUAAAUAUAAAGUACAACGUGCAAACUUUUGUACUUUAAUUUGAAUACGUUAUUUUACUAAUUACUCUAAACAUCUGACACCGUACCCAUAACUUCAGCAUAAUUUCUCAAUUCUUUUCACACCCCUGCGUGCCAGACAGCUCGGCCCACGAUAAUGAAAGCAGAGGACAUUCUGUCAUAUAAAGGAAGUAGAGAACCUCUCUAAGGCAGCCGCCCGGUCUGAAUUCUUGUGAGCUCUUUUCCUUCAUUGGUGCUGAUCCUCCAACUGGCUGGCUGCAGUCACUGUUUCGCUUUCCCCCAUUCAGUGCAUACGGAGGUCGCCACUUGCAAGCCAGCGGAAAGCAGUUAAAACUACUUCAAGUGUUCAGAUGGGGCUGAAAAACUCAUUCUGACAGCUCCUGUGUAAAGGUUGUACUUCCUUUAUAGCAUAAGCGUCCUCUCCUUCAUUUUGACUUAGCGUAAACAGGACUCUCAAGUAUAGAAAAUGAGGAAGCAGGCAGCAGUGUGUUGCAGAUUUUUACCUGCCGGGUCUGAAGUCCUCCAGACCUCGAGUAGCCGUUAUUUUAGUGGCGUCCUCUGCAGGGAAGAUGCUGAGUGUGUAAAUAGCAGUCCGUGAGGGGACACCUUGAACACAGAUGUACAGGUUUUUAAUUGUUGCUCUUGAUAUGUAUGAAGAUACUGUAUUGUUUUUGAAUGCAUCAACAGGGAGUUUUGAAUUAUGAAUAAUGACAUGCAGUUACAGAAAUAAACUGAAUAAAACUGAAAAA